AUGGCUGCUACAGAAAACGGCAUCAAGACAGCCAUGGCCACCCCCGCUAGAAAGUUCUCGAUACGCACCGCGACACCCGCCGACGUGCCCCGCCUCGCAUCCAUCGGCGCCGCCGCACUUAUCGACGAUGCCUUCUACAACGUGCUAUACCCGCGCCGCCGCGAGUUCUACGACGACUACCUCCACUCCUGGGAGCUCAAGCUCCAGAAGGGAAUCCUCUCCGACAUUGUCUACCUCGCCGUCGAAACCGACAUAACCGACGAGUCCACAGGGCGAUCCAAGAAGGAAAUCGUAGGCUGGGCCGCCUGGGAGCGCAUGGGGACCUCUGCGGAAGCCGAGAGGAUCCGGGCUGAGGGGCAAGGAGUACUGAAACGACUGGAGCAUAGACUGUUGACACUCACGAACACCUACGUCUCCCCGCUCAUUCGUUUUGUUCUGCGUACACCCGAUGAUCGCUCCGCCGACGCCGCGGCACUAGCGAAGCUCGAGGCUAGUCAUCCAGCGUUUCUGGCGGAGAUGUUUUCAGGGAUAUACACCGAGCACUGGCAUGUUCUCAUGCUUGCCGUUGACCCGAAGUGGCAGCGGAACGGGAUCGGGCAGAUGCUUGUACGCUGGGGUCUCGAGAGGGCGCAGAAGGAGGGCGUGUGUGUGGGGUUGGAGGCGAGCGAUCCGGGGGCUCCGAUGUACUUGAAGCUAGGGUUUGAGGAGAUUGGGAGGUUCCACACGCCGAAGGAGGGGCUACAUUUUCCUGCCUUGGGGUGGAGGCCGAGAGGGACGGAGGGGAAUGAUGCGGUGGUGGGUUAG
Messenger RNA from Morchella sextelata, 804 nucleotides. RefSeq lists its product as uncharacterized. Gene Ontology annotation, molecular function: acyltransferase activity, transferring groups other than amino-acyl groups. The transcript is spliced from 2 exons. The record is from RefSeq and is a predicted model, not a curated record. Bases 1 to 804 code for a protein of 267 amino acids. Lineage: Eukaryota; Fungi; Ascomycota; Pezizomycetes; Pezizales; Morchellaceae.